Messenger RNA from Gongylonema pulchrum, 3351 nucleotides. NCBI's taxonomy places the organism in Eukaryota, Metazoa, Nematoda, Chromadorea, Rhabditida, Gongylonematidae. The record is from the annotation of a GenBank genome assembly.
AUGAUAACAGCAGCAGCAGUGAUGGCAGCUGCGGUGAUGAUAAUGCUGGUUACGAUAAUGAUGUUGAUGGUAAUAACCGUAUUGCAGGCGCGGCUGGAAAUUAUUGAUUUGUUUGUCGACGUUGGGGAUGGAGUGAUUUUGAUGAAAUUGCUCGAAAUUAUAUCGAGUGAAAAACUCGGCAAACCAAAUCGGGGCCGAAUGCGGGUGCAGAAAAUUGAAAAUCUGAAUAAAACACUCGAUUUUUUGAAGAAGAAACGAAUUCAGCUCGAAAAUAUUGGCGCAGAGGAUAUCUUGGAUAGAAAUGAGCGGCUCAUCCUGGGUCUUAUAUGGACAAUUAUUCUUCGUUUCCAGAUUGACACCAUCUCAAUUCCUAUGGAUGAGGAAUCCGGUGAAAGGAAGCACGCGAAGGACGCACUUCUGCUGUGGUGCCAAAGGAAAACAGCUGGCUAUGCGAACGUAAAAAUUGAAAAUUUCACCACUUCGUGGCGUAACGGCUUGGCAUUUAACGCACUGAUCCAUGCCCACAGGCCGGAUUUAAUCAACUACGAGAGUUUGUCGGCGCAAGAUUCGAUUGGAAAUUUGAAUAAUGCAUUUGAUGUGGCCGAGAAGAAGCUGGAGAUCGCUCGCUUGCUUGACGCCGAGGAUGUGAAUGUUGCGCAUCCAGACGAGAAAUCUAUCAUAACAUAUGUCUCGCUCUACUACCACUAUUUUGCGAAACAGAAAUCGGAAAUGACUGGUGCCAGAAGAGUUGCAAAGAUUGUUGGCAGUUUGAUGUCCUCGGAUCAGCUCCAAGAAGACUACGAAAUGCUUUGUUCAGAGUUACUCCUUUGGAUACAGAAAACCAUUGCAAUGUUGAACGAUCGAAGAUUUCCGAACUCCUUAAAAGGAAUUCAGGACGAAUUACUCUCGUUCAAAAAUUACCGAACUGCAGAAAAACCACCGAAGUAUAAGGAGAAGGGAGAAUUGGAAGCUCUGUUCUUCACGAUCCAAACGAAGAGAAAAGCUAUGGGAAGGAAACCAUAUAUUCCCAAACAAGGAUUAUUUAUGCAUGACAUUGAGUCGGCCUGGGCUCAUCUUGACCAUUCUGAAAACGACAGACAACUGGCACUUAUGUCCGAACUGCGCAGGCAAGAAAGACUGGAGCAUAUGGCGCGGAAAUUUGGCAGGAAGACAGUAUUGCGGGAUGCAUGGUUGCGAGAGAUGAGUGCCGUCCUGCAUGAUUUUGAUUUUGGCAAAAACAUUACUCAGGUGGAAGCUUCGCUGAAGAAACUACAAGCUAUUGCAGCAGAUAUUCUGCCCAGGGAGGAUCGCUUCAAGUCGUUGUCCCUGAUGGCUGCCGAACUGUCGAGAGAAAAUUACCAUGACAGCGAUAAAAUUCGGCUACGAGAGCGUGAACUGCUGGACAAGUGGUCGCAGCUACUGGCUGUGGUUGAGGCACGACGACGGGCGCUUCUGUCCCUCAGCGACUUGAUGGGAUUGUUGCGUGACAUCGAUACAUUGUCUUGUGAGAUACGUGUGCUCGAGCCCCAGUUUCGAAGCCGCGACGUCGGCAAACAUUUGUUGGGCGUUGAGGAUUUGCUUGGUAAGCAGGAGAUCCUGGAGGCACAGCUUAAUUCUCAGGGCGAACUGCUCAAAAAUGUAUCGUCGCAGGCACUGAAUUACAUUCGAGGGAAAGGUGAACAGUAUGAUGUUUUGCAACGAAAGCUGGAUGAUGUUAGUGGCCUGUACGAAAGCGUGGUGCAACUUUGUCAGCAACGUCGGAUUGCUUUAUAUCGUGCUCGAGAUUUGUAUCGUUUUAUCCAGGAUGAUGAGGAAGAAAUGAGCUGGUUACAGGAAAAGGAAGAUUUAUGCAUUUCUCUUCUCAAAAAUAGAGAUCUUUCAGCUACCGCUCAGCUGAGACGCAUUUUCAAGAAUCUGGAGACGGAAAUGGAAGGGCAUUGGCAGCGCGCCAAGGGAGUCAUCGCUGCCGGCGAAAGACUGAUAGCAACGGGCCAGAACAAGGAUGACAUACAAAAACGAAUUCAUAAUUUACAUGCCAAAUGGGAGCAACUGAGAAAAGUAGCUGAAGCAGUCGGAAGAUGGUUACGUGAAGCCGAGCAAGCACAUCAGUACUUCCAAGAUGCCAACGAAACGGAAAGUUGGAUUCGCGAGAAAAUGCCACUUGCCAAAAGUGCCGAUUAUGGGCGUGAUGAACAAGCGUCCGAGAGCCUCUUAUCGAGGCACACGCGUUUGGAGGAAGAAAUUCAGGCGUAUCGUGCAGAUAUGGUAAAACUUGAAGAGAUGGCUGUCGAGUUGGCGAAGACUGAGUUUAUUGCCGGUGCUGUUGUGCACAUCGAGGAAGAUACGGAGGAGCUAAUUGUGCCUCAAGUGAAAAUGCUCUAUCCAUACGCAGGGAACAAUGUGGAUGUGAAGAAGGAUGAAGUGUUAGCACUGAUCGAAAAAUCCAACAGCGAUUGGUGGCGCAUCCUGAAACAGGAUGGGACCGAGGGUUAUGUGCCUGCAAAUUACUGCAGGGUGGUAGAGGGUGAAACGGUAACGGUUGCUCAGACAAUCACUACGCGUAAGACCGAGCGCGAGCCACAGAGUUCCAGAAAUGCUAUCAUGGAACGUCAGGAAGCCAUAAGUGCCGACUACCGUAAACUGAAUAAUUCCGCCCAGAUUCGCCGGCGUUUACUCACUGAUACGAUCAAGUUGUACAGAUUCUUGCGGGAAUGCGACCAGUUCGACGCCUGGGCCAAAGAAACGGAGAUUCUUUUGAUGGAUACCACUGCCUCUGACAAUGUGCUGGCUUUACGAAAGAAAUUCAACAAAUUGGAGAAUGAAAUGAAUGCAAGCGGUAAAAUGCAGCUGAAGCGCAUCAACGAUACGGCUGAGGAAUUGGUGGGUGAGUGCCAUAGCCAUAGCGAUGAAAUUCGACGGCGCCAGGAUGUUGCGAAUCUUCUCUGGAGCAAAAUACAAAAUUUGUGGAAAACGAAACAGCGACAGCUUGAAGCAGCAGAAAGAGUUGCUGCAUUUAUUGAGACUUGCGAGGAUGCGCGAUCGUGGAUGCAAGACAAAUUUGAUUUGCUGGAGCACAAAGUCGAUAUGAAUGAUCCGAAAGCCGUUCAAGCGCUCCAGAAACGCUAUCAGAACCUGGGGAAAGAUCUCAAGCCAUUGGAAGAGAAGAUCUGGUAUUUGCGUCAACUUGCCGAUGAGGUGAAGAAAGAACAUCCGGAAGAAGCUGCAAAAAUCGAGCGAAUGAUCAGUGAAUUAGUGGCAAUGCAUAAUGAACUUCAGCGCAAUUCAGCAGCCCGGAUCGAAGAAGCCGAACAAACUCAAGGCCAUCAGAUGUUCGACAGUGCCGUCAGGUAA